AUUUGCCUUUUUCACAUGUGUACUUCCUUCCUUUGUGCUCCCCCCCCCCUCCCCCCUCAGGUCUUUGAUAACUAUGCAGUGACAGUGAUGAUCGGCGGUGAGCCGUACACUCUGGGACUGUUUGACACUGCAGGUCAGGAGGACUACGACAGGCUGCGACCCCUCAGCUACCCUCAGACCGACGUCUUCCUCGUCUGUUUCUCCGUAGUAUCGCCUUCCUCUUUUGAGAAUGUCAGAGAGAAGUGGGUGCCGGAGAUCUCCCACCACUGCCCGCGGACGCCCUUCCUGCUGGUCGGGACUCAGGUGGAUCUGAGAGACGACAGCAACACUCUGGAGAAACUGGCCAAGAACAAACAGCGAGCCCUGAGCUGUGAGAGCGGGGAGAAACUGGCCCGAGAGCUGAAGGCCGUCAAAUACGUGGAGUGUUCAGCUCUCACACAGAGGGGUCUGAAGAACGUGUUUGACGAGGCCAUCCUGGCAGCUCUGGAGCCUCCAGACAACAAACCCAAGAAGCGCUGCGUCCUGCUAUAGACGCCACAACAGGAGGAGGAGGUGGAGGUAGACGGAGAUGAACCCAGAUGGGAACAGAGGGAGGCAGUACGGAGAGGAGGGGGAGGGUGUGGGAGUGGACGAGGUCAUUUGUAAACAGUGCCUUCAGCCGUAGUGACUUACCGUGGGGUGUGGUGUUGGAAGAGGCUUUCUUCUCAUCAUAGAUUCGUGUCCAUUAUAAUAUGACUAACACAUGUGGACUCCUCACUAACCAGGAAACAGAUUUCCAUAAUAGGAGGAGAGGGUUGCACGCCUUAAAGAUACAAACAGUGUCACGGUUACAGCUCCAACUGGUAACCACCAACUGAAAAUGAUGACGUUCAUCAAAAGAUAUUUACCCAAGUCACACAUUGUAAAGUUUAAGAUGUCUUUGGUCAGUACACGCCGUUGUAGAUUGCGCUGCCCCCUUUUCAUUAUAUCAUGUCUUUCUUUGGUCUAAAGCAGGUUGCAUUUGCACAAAAGAGAUGGUAGUAAAAAACAAUGAGGCAUUAAUGAUAUUUGUUACCAGUCUGAUUAAAACUAAUAGAAGAGGAAAAAAUGGAGCAGAAAUAAACACUUUCUACAAACAAGUUAUGUUUUUUAUUGAAAGAGAUAUAAAAACCCAGUUUGUGAGCAUCGUGCCCUGCAGCUGCUGUCGUAUUUAGUGGUUUAUUUUGAGUGGCCACGGUAACCUGACUUCAUCCACAAAGAGAUUCAGAUUGGCUAAUUAGAGUUUCUGUAGAGCUUCACUGACUUCGGCUUUGCAGUAUAAAAGACGAUGUACACACACACACACACACACACACACACACACCAGUUAAUGAUGCACACCUGCAAUAAUCCAACAACAGGAGCGAUGAUCGAACUUGCACAUCCUUAAGAGAAACGUGAUUUAGAAAAACAAAUCAAAUCUUUCAGUUGGAACAUGAGUAGGUUGGCUGGUAGGUUUCAUGAGACACAUUUCAAGGCACAGGGUGGUCACCUGACAGAAAUAUGUUAGUGUUCAGCAAACAUUGCCUUUUCUCUCCUGCCGUCUCACUGUGGACAUCCUCACACUCCACUGUCACAGGGGAGUCAUUAUGUUUGGCUGUCACUCUUUAAUACUGCAUACCACCUGAUAUAAAGUAUUUAAGGUGUUACAUAUAGACCCCAUCCCAAAUAAACCAAAACUACAUCCAUUUUAGAGACAAUAGCAUGUUUAAUGCAAAAGAAACAGAGAAGAGUGUCGGCCUCUGUCUGUUGUGACAUGUCGAUGAUGUAGAUGAGUGAAACCCCAGAUAUAAGUCCAUGAAACAUUUUCCAAACAGCCAUCUCAAUUAGAGUCCUAUCAAGACAUCAUCUAAUAAAAAUGUUGCACAA
Notothenia coriiceps (black rockcod) is the source of this 1887-nucleotide messenger RNA. Its product is annotated as cell division control protein 42 homolog. Lineage: Eukaryota; Metazoa; Chordata; Actinopteri; Perciformes; Nototheniidae. Gene Ontology annotation, molecular function: GTPase activity; GTP binding. The transcript has 4 exons. Bases 16 to 531 code for a protein of 171 amino acids. The record is from RefSeq and is a predicted model, not a curated record. Gene Ontology annotation, biological process: small GTPase-mediated signal transduction.